AUGCGUCUUGUAGUGGACACCGAUGCCGGCGCUGAUGAUGCGGUGGCCAUUCUCAUGGCCCUUCAUGCCUUUUCUAAUGAUGAUCAAGUGGUAGGCAUCACUACCGUGUUUGGAAAUGUAGACGUGCAUCAAGCAAAUCACAAUGUUGCACACAUUCUCAAGGCCGCAGGACGGUCAAAUAUUCCCGUCUUUAGUGGAGCGUCCAAGGCGAUCGUUGCUAGCGUUUCCGAGGAAAAGUGGGAGGGGCAUGGCAUGGACGGUCUUGGUGGUGAAUCCGGCAAGGUCGAGGCUUCACUAACCACUGCACGACGAAACGAAGCUGUUCAUGCGCUUAUUGACUUGGCCCACAAACACAGCGGUGAGUUGGUGAUCGCGGCAGUGGGACCACUCACAAACAUUGCACUGGCAAUUCUGCUGGACCCAAACUUCAUGUCGAAUGUGAAGCAGCUUGUCGUUAUGGGUGGACUGUCCCGCAAUGAGAGAAACCACACGCCUCAUGCCGAGUUCAAUGUGGGUUGCGAUCCUGAGGCCACGAACAUCGUCUACCAACAUUGCACUGCCCGAACGCUGUACGUCGUGCCAUUCGAGACGUGCUUGGACAACUCGAUUCCGUGGGAUACCUUCGACCACAUUUUCCAUGAGAAAGCAAGUGCUAGUGGCGCGUACGUGAAGAAGAUCUGGAAGUUUGCACGGACCUUGUCCGAACAUGAAGGUUUCUACCCCUGUGAUGCCUACGCCAUCGCCAUCCUUCUGCAUCCAGAGUACAUCAAGACCGCGUCUGCGGUGAGAGGUCACAUCCACUUGGCUCCAGACGAGAAGCGCGGGGCAAGCAUUUGGGAUGAAAAUUGCCCUCCAGAAAAAGCCAACGUGACGCUUGUGACGGAAAUCGACACCUGUGUCUUUGUAGACUUGCUACAUCACCUGGCAGCCUAG
Messenger RNA from Peronospora farinosa, 933 nucleotides. The record is from the annotation of a GenBank genome assembly. NCBI's taxonomy places the organism in Eukaryota, Oomycota, Peronosporomycetes, Peronosporales, Peronosporaceae.